Molecule: messenger RNA, 1240 nt
Organism: Coregonus clupeaformis (lake whitefish)
Lineage: Eukaryota; Metazoa; Chordata; Actinopteri; Salmoniformes; Salmonidae
Gene: gig2p
Product: grass carp reovirus (GCRV)-induced gene 2p
Exons: 2
Coding region: 555-1235 (226 amino acids)
Cellular component (GO): cytoplasm
Source: RefSeq, a predicted model, not a curated record
GAGGUCAUAUGUACAUAUUAUCUCAAUUUCAUGAGGUAAUAUGCGCAUACCACCCCAUGCUACUAUAGGCCUUUCAUAUUACAGCACACUAUUAUAGUAACAACAACAUUCUAUUCACUUUUAAAUUUGAUAUAACCAUUUAUCAAUUUGUAAGUCGCUCUGGGUAAGAGCGUCUGCUAAAUGACUUAAAUGUAAAUGUAAAUAUUAAGGAAAGGUGAGGAGGGGAGGGGAGGAAACAAAUACUGUUGAGAUGCAGCACAUAAGUGUCCUCCAAGUUGUUACAGUUGCCGAGUUGAACUUGCAACUGUUGCAAUAAUUAAUUAUAGAGGAAUUCUCUAUGGGAAUCGUCUGCAUUACGAGGUCUAAGAUAUAGGCCCAAUUCUGUGGUCUGUACUGCGUCUAGGUCUAUUAAUGCGGCACGUUCCCGUUUUAGCUGUUUUUAUAACGUAGUGCUAUUUCGUUAGCCUAGGCUACUUUACAUUUUGUUAUACAGAAAACGAAAGUAGAAUUGCUCAGGUUGACCGAUUCACUUCGCGGACGCAUUGCUGUACAGGAUGUCGGUGGCGUUCUUUGGCUGGGACGUGGUGUACGAUGACGAAUCCCUGGUGUUGGAACUGGGGGCGGAGCAGGAGCCUCAAAAGGGGGGUGCCUACACUAUGUACCAUGGCACCAAUGUCCAGACUGCUCGGCUCAUCAUCACCAAUGGUUUCCGCCAGUCCCCUGAUGGCAUGCUAGGCCCAGGUGUGUACGUGAGCCGCAACAAGUGCAAGGCCAAGCGCUACCCGCUAAAAGCCAAUGCCUCCGACCGUGUGGUGCUGCAGCUGCGUGUCAAUGCUGGCCGCGUGAAACGCAUCGACAAAGACAACCACCCUAUGCAGAAGAGCUGGAACGCAGCGGGGUACGACACGGCAUGGGUGCCCCCCAACUGUGGCAUGCUCUCCGUGCCCAGUGGCCUGGAGGAGGAUUGUGUGUUUGACCCCCAGCGUGUCGAGGUCACCGGCAUCGCCAUUGCACCCAACCCCACCAUCCUGGCUGAGCUAAAGCAGCUGGUAUCACAGAAGCAGGCUAGGGCUGGAAGGGGUGGAGACAGGCAGGUUGCGGUGGCUGGGGGUGUGUGUACCCUGUGCAGGAGGAAGACCACGCCAUAUCACACACACACGCUGCACCCGUGCUGGGGCUGCGGACAGAACAUCUGCACCCUCAUGACCAAACACACCUGCUCUGCCAGCGCCUAACGGUG